GAGUGGGAGAGGGCGGGCCCUGUGACGAUCAGUAACACUAUAGGCCAGCAGCCAGCGUGCAUCACGAAGUGGGCCACGGAGUAUACAGCUGCAAAAAUGUGUUUUCAGUCCCUUCUACAUCAUCCCCAUAGCUGCGUGCUUACCUGGAAAUAAAACUUUGUAGCAGCUGCUGCAGCAUCAGAUGAUCCCCUGUGACGGACUGAAGAACGGCAUUAAACAUGAUAUCGGAGUAGGUCGGCUGCGUGUUGAUGGUUCAGCGUGUAAAUGAUGUCGUACAGCAACAGGGAGCUGGUGGAGUUCUACAUAAGCUAUAAGUUGUCUCAGAGGAACUGUUCAAAGUCUCUGCUGAGGCCAGAGGAUGCUGGUGAUAGGACUGAGAAGAUCAGCUCAGCCGCCAGGAACGGGCUGCUGGUCAGCAGCAGGGACCGACCACCGGGGAAGUCCUGGCCGCCCCGCGGUGACAUCGAGGCUGUGAAAUCUGCCCUGAAGGACUCGGCAGACGAGUUUGAACUUCUCUACACGCGGAGCUUCAGUCACCUGUCGCUGCAGCUCGACGUCAACCCCGACACCGUUUACCACAGCUUCAAGAGCGUGUUGGACGAGCUGUUCAAGGACGGGGUCAACUGGGGGCGCGUGGUGGCCCUGUUCGCCUUCGGCGGCGUGCUGUGCGUGCAGUGCGUGGAGAGGGAUAUGAGCGAGCUGGUGUCGCGCAUCGUGGACUGGAUGACCGUCUACCUGGAUGAGCAGCUCAGUCCGUGGAUUGAGAGCCAGGGAGGAUGGGACAGCUUUGCUGAGAUUUACGGACGAGAUGCCGCUGCAGAGGCCAGGAGGUUCCAGGAGUCCCUGAAGAAAUGGCUGCUAGCCGGAGUGGCCCUGCUAGCUGGGCUGCUCCUGGGCAUGUUCAUGGCUAAGAAACGUUAAAGGUUCUGCAUGUCCUCCCCCUUCGUCACGGCACGCCACGUGUAAUGCUUUGCAUACUCAAAAGAAAAAAAAAAACAAAAAAACUAGCUAGUUAAUGUUUACAUUUUCAUAUACAGAGCCCCUCAGCUUGUGCACUGACAGAGUGUGGCCUGACUGAAUUCAAGCAAACUGUUGAAGUAACCAAAUUAUGUAGCUCAACGACCCAAUGUGUUUUUCACCCCAAUUUUCCCGUUACCUUUUCUUUUGUAACGUCCGGCAGUGUAUUUUAAUUGUUCAGACUUGAAGUGCUUUAGAGUAAUAUAAGCUAUACGAAAGUGAAACAUUCAGCUGGUUUGGUGAGUUUGCUUCUAUUUUUGUCUUUUGUGCAUUAUCCCGGGACCAAACUUAACAUCUCACAAACAGCUGACACAAAAUCUAAGUUAUAUUUUAAUUUUUUGUUUUUUAUUUUUUUUUACUGUGUAAUGCUCAACUCCUUUCGUUGGCUGUACUGGAGUUUUAGGCAUGCUUCAAAAAUAAAUAUAUUUAUGUUUUU
Austrofundulus limnaeus is the source of this 1453-nucleotide messenger RNA. RefSeq names its product bcl-2-like protein 1. NCBI's taxonomy places the organism in Eukaryota, Metazoa, Chordata, Actinopteri, Cyprinodontiformes, Rivulidae. The record is from RefSeq and is a predicted model, not a curated record. Gene Ontology annotation, cellular component: mitochondrial outer membrane. Gene Ontology annotation, biological process: regulation of apoptotic process; release of cytochrome c from mitochondria; extrinsic apoptotic signaling pathway in absence of ligand. Gene Ontology annotation, molecular function: BH domain binding.